This is a messenger RNA of Mercurialis annua (annual mercury), 2973 nucleotides long. Its product is annotated as NEDD8-specific protease 1. Gene Ontology annotation, molecular function: cysteine-type peptidase activity; deNEDDylase activity. Lineage: Eukaryota; Viridiplantae; Streptophyta; Magnoliopsida; Malpighiales; Euphorbiaceae. The record is from RefSeq and is a predicted model, not a curated record. The coding region runs from base 240 to 2645 and encodes 801 amino acids. Gene Ontology annotation, biological process: proteolysis. The transcript is spliced from 5 exons.
GCCGGCUGCCGAGGAAGAAGAACUGAGAAAAAAGGGCUAGGGUUUAUUAGGAAGUUGACAUAAUAUUAUGUGAUAGGAAAAUAGAAUUUUAGGCAGAGAGGUUAAUCUAAAUGCACCCAUCCUUUAAUUUAUGCGACCCAUCACUCUCAUUCCUUCAACUUUUCUCAAACAGCUAAAGGCCACAAAGCAGCUAAAGCGCACAAGUUGAGCACAAAGAUAAACAUACACAAAUUUACAGCAUGGUAAAAUCUGCAGCAGAUGAAAAGAUUCUCAGCUAUAAUGAUGUUGUUCUUAGGCAAUCAGACUUGGAGAUUCUUAGUGGUCAGCAUUUUCUUAAUGAUCGGAUAAUUGAGUUUUACUUUAGUCAUCUUUCGUCAAGCCACCAGUCAGAAGACGUCCUACUUCUUCCACCUUCGAUUGCCUUUUGGAUUUCAAACUGCCCGGAUACCGAGAGCCUAAAAGAUUUCCUCAAACCCCUCAAAUUAGCAGAUAAGAAAUUGGUGAUAUUUCCGGUCAACAACAAUGAUGAUGUUAGUCUUGCUGAGGGCGGAUCACAUUGGAGCUUACUUGUCUAUGACCGAAUUUCCGAUGUCUUUGUUCAUCACGAUAGCUUCUCGGGGAUAAAUGGAAGACAUGCUUUGCAACUUUACAAAGCUGUUGCUAGAUAUUUAACCUCCUCCGACGCAACGGUUCAUGCCAAGUAUACAGAACUUACUGAUUCGCCUCAGCAAGUGAAUGGAUGGGAUUGUGGCUUAUACGUCACUGCCACCGCGAGAGCCAUUUGCUACUGGUACAGAAAAUGUGACCUCGAAGACACGGACUCAUUAUGGUUUUCUGAUGUGAAGGUGCAGGUUACUCCAGCUGCUGUUGCUGCCAUGAGAACUGAGAUCUUGUCUCUGAUUAAAAGUCUUAUGGUUCAAUUAAAAAAAAUUGGCGGUGAUGGUAUCGAUUAUAGUGAACAAUUCUUAAGUGGAGAAACGUUUGAAAGUGAUGCAGAAGCUAUUAAGUGGGCAAAAGGAAUAGCUAAACAUAUUGGCUUCGAGUUGAUUAUUUCUUCUCAUAAAAAUGGGGGGAGGCAAAAGAUUCUGAAAUGUGCCCGUGGUGAGCGGUACAGAGGAUCGUCCAGAGAUCUUGAUUCCGCUGCACGAAAGAAUACAAAGACGAAAGCGUGCAAAUGCACUUUCAAGAUUGCGGUAAAAUUGUUUGGCAGUGGAUGGAUUAUCGUUGCAAAUGCUGGGAUUACGAGUAUGCACAAUCAUGCGUUUGAGGGUCAGAUGAGUAGACUAAGUCAUGCAUCCAAACUGAUAGUGCGGGAUAUGAGUGCAGCACAAGUUAAGCCGUGUGCUAUUUUGGCGGCCUUGAAAGAAAAAAAUCCGUCAGACAACCCUACUAUAAGACAAGUGUACAACCAUAGAGAUUAUUUGAGGAAGUCUAGUUUUGAGGGUAGAGAUGUGGUGGACACAUUCGAACAGGCAGGUUGUGCUGAUAAGUCAGAGGAUCACCAGUAUUUUCGAGAGAUUGUUGAGGAGGUGAUGGCUCAGGAUCGCUCUGUGGUGCGCAGUAUAUCUCUUAUGAUCCGCGAUCACCUUCACCAAGAAGAAUCAAGUUAUAGUGAACCCGGAGUGAAAACCAUAGUCAGAGAUAGACCAAAGGGGAGUUCAUCUACCAAGCCGAGUGCUUGGGAGUACAAUCAGAGGGUUCUUGGCCGGUCAUCCCAGGGUCGGGUUCACACCGCUCCUACAUCUGAUAAACAUACACAAAUUUACGGUAUGGUGAAAUCUGCUGCAGACGAAAAGAUUCUCAGCUAUAAUGAUGUUGUUCUUAGGCAAUCAGAUUUGGAGAUUCUUAGUGGUCGACAUUUUCUUAAUGAUCGGAUAAUUGAGUUUUACUUUAGUUAUCUUUCGUCGAGCCACCCGUCAGAGGACGUCCUACUUCUUCCACCUUCGAUUGCCUUUUGGAUUUCAAACUGCCCGGAUACUGAGUGUCUAAAAGAUUUCCUCAAACCCCUCAAAUUAGCAGAUAAGAAACUGGUGAUAUUUCCGGUCAACGACAAUGAUGAUGUGAAUCUUGCUGAGGGUGGAUCACAUUGGAGCUUACUUGUCUAUGACAGAAAUUCCGAUGUCUUUGUUCAUCACGAUAGCUUCUCGGGGACAAACGGAAGACAUGCUUUGCGACUUUACGAAGCUGUUGCUAGAUAUUUAGCCUCCUCGGAUGCAACGGUUCAUGCCAAGUAUAUGGAACAUACUGAUUCGCCUCAGCAAUUGAAUGGAUGGGAUUGUGGCUUAUACGUCACUGCCACCACGAGAGCCAUUUGUUUCUGGUACGGAAAACGUGAACGCGAAGACACGACUUCAUUAUGGUUUUCUGAUGUGAAGGCGCAGGUUACCCCAGCUGCUGUUGCUGCAAUGCGAACUGAGAUUUUAUCUCUUAUUAGAAGUCUUAUGUCAUGGCAGCCAAGAGUAAACAGAGAGGAAGCAACUGUUGAACCAUGUGAGACGACCGUCGGCAGUGAGACCGGCAAUAGCAACGUCGAUUUGGUCAUCGACUUUGAAAAUCUUCUUUUGGAGAGACGAGAGCUCAGAAUUAGCCCUAUUAACGCACGCGAGAACCACGUGAGUCUUAUAUCGGAGUCCAAUUGCCGAUGAGCCUUGCUUUACGGCCUCCAUGACAUACUCUACCUAAAAUAGCCGUCCGGCGGGGCUCCGAUUUGGUUUCCGGUUGGGGUUGUUCUAUUCUUUGUUGUGCCUGGAUUCUUGAGUUUUGUUGGGUUCAUUGUGGAGAUUUGUGGUAUAUUGUCGUGAUUGUAUAGAUAGAAUCAAUGUUCAGCUUGCACUCUAGGUGUUUGAAGAAAUGCUUAUGAGAAUUGUAAUGUUUUUGGGUGUUGGAUAACUGAUGGUUACCACUGGGUAAACUGUUGGGUAACUUUGUAAUAAAUUUUAUUUUCAAUAUAUUAUAAAUAAAAUCGUUAGUUAA